Molecule: messenger RNA, 1734 nt
Organism: Carassius auratus (goldfish)
Lineage: Eukaryota; Metazoa; Chordata; Actinopteri; Cypriniformes; Cyprinidae
Gene: saga
Product: S-antigen; retina and pineal gland (arrestin) a
Exons: 16
Coding region: 169-1341 (390 amino acids)
Biological process (GO): G protein-coupled receptor internalization; signal transduction
Cellular component (GO): photoreceptor inner segment; photoreceptor outer segment
Molecular function (GO): G protein-coupled receptor binding
Source: RefSeq, a predicted model, not a curated record
GCUGGAGAAGGGGUGGAGGGGAUUUUAGCUAUAAACCUGGCUAACCUGAUUAGUUGGACAAUACACAUCCUGGGUACAAAUACCAGCUCCUCCCUACUGUUCACUCCAUCCUCAAGCUUCAGACCUCACAAAUUAGUCGAAAACAUCACUACCAGAUUCUAAACAACAAUGAGCCCAAAAAAUAUCGUCUUCAAGAAAAUUUCCAAGGACAAGUCGGUGGGUGUGUAUAUGGGAAAGAGAGACUUUGUUGACCAUGUUGGCUCUGUGGAUCCAGUGGAUGGUGUCCUUCUCGUUGAUCCUGAACAGCUGAAGGCGAAAAAAGCAUAUGUCACUUUAUCCUGCACAUUUCGAUAUGGAGGUGAUGACAUGGACGUGCUGGGCAUCGCGUUUAGACGAGAGAUCUAUGUGUCAACCCGGCAGAUAUACCCCCCACUGCAGGACAAAGAACAGGGCAUUCUCACCAAGGUGCAGGAUAAACUACUGCGUAAACUGGGUGUCAAUGCCUACCCAUUUUUCUUUGAAUUCCCUGACAACUUACCUUGUUCAGUAGGACUACAGCCUGCCCCAAAAGAUGUUGGAAAGCACUGUGCUGUUGAGUUUGAGGUGAAAGCUUUCAGUGCUGAAAGCCAGGAUGCCAAAGUUCGCAAACGGAGCUCAGUACGUUUGAUGAUUCGUAAGGUCCAGUAUGCUCCAGAAACUCUAGGACCAGCUCCCUGUGUGGAGACUACUCGUGACUUUCUCAUGUCUGACAAACCGUUGCAUAUGGAGGCAAGCUUACAGAAACAGACUUAUUAUCAUGGGGAACCGAUCAACGUAAGGGUCAAAAUUAAUAAUGACUCUAACAAAAAUGUCAGGAACAUCAUAAUUUCUGUGGAACAAAUUGCCAAUGUGGUGCUGUACUCCAGUGACAGUUAUAUGAAGGCAGUGGCCAUAGAAGACUCUGGGGACUCUGUUGAUUCUGGUGCCAAGCUGGAUAAAGUCUACACGUUGCUCCCCCUACUGGCCAAUAACAGAGAGCGAAGAGGCAUUGCACUGGAUGGAAAAUUGAAGCAUGAAGACACCAAUUUAGCCUCUUCAAGCAUCAUCAAAGAAGGUGUUCUGAAGGAAGUUUUGGGGAUCAUGGUGUCUUACAGACUUGUUGUGAAGCUUAUUGUUGGAGGGAUUAUGGGAUCCAGUGAAGUUGGGGUGGAGCUCCCUUUCCAGCUUAUGCACCCGAAGCCUGACACAGUGAAAGAAAGUGAACUGGAGGAUGAAAUGGUUUUCGAGGAGUUUAAGCGCACCUACUUGAAGGGCAUGGCCGAGGAUGAGGAUGAGGGAAACAUUUCACCUGGCGAACACUGAGGAAUGCAUGUCGUUUUUGAAGCAUCUCUCUAUGACUUUUUUUAAGGCUGCUCAAAACAGACAAUCAUAUAUAGAGCAUUGCUGCAAUAAAGCACUUUGUUACUAGCAUUUAAUUAGCAGACAAAGCUGUCAUUUUUAUUGAAUAGCAUAUUUUUCUGUGAACCAACCAAACCAUGCUGCCACAAAGAUCCACAAGGAUCUCUGGAGUUGUAACUGAAAUUAAUAGAGAGCUUUGUUUUUUUAUUUUACAGUAGUGGGAGCACUCCCCUUUUGAUACUGCUGUAGUAGUUUGGUGUGUAUCUUUAGAAAUUUGGAAGAAACUGAUGUCCUGGAGAUUGGUGACUACUGUACAUAGUAAUAGUCCAUAAAAAGUAAAACUACAGAGUAAAAUCC